AUGAUUGAUGAAUAUUGUGCCGUAUAUCCUACUGAAUUUCUAAACAAGCUUUGUCCUGGUGGUAUGAGUCCUCAUGUGCUAGAGCUGAAAGUAAAUAGUCCUGUUAUUCUGUUAAGAAACAUUCUUCCAUCAUCUGGCUUGUGUAAUGGAACAAGACUAAUAUGUAAACGAUUUUUUCGUAAUCUCAUCGAGUGUGUUAUUGCUGUUGGACAUAAAAAAGGUCAGCAUGUGUUGAUUCCGAGAAUAUCUUUACGCCCAUCAGACUCAACAGGCUAUCCUUUUCAAUUUAAGAGGAAACAGUUUCCUUUGAAACUUAGCUUUGCAAUGAAAAUCAAUAAAGCUCAGGGACAGACACUUAGUCGAGUUAUGGUUUUUCCACCACGAUCAUGUUUUUCACAUGGACAAUUGUAUGUUGCGCUCUCUAGAGCUCGAAAAUCAGCUAAUGUAGGUGUUAUAAUGACGAGGGAUGGAACUAGGUCGUUGAAACUAAUCCUCCCUCGAUCAAACUAA
Molecule: messenger RNA, 510 nt
Organism: Chenopodium quinoa (quinoa)
Lineage: Eukaryota; Viridiplantae; Streptophyta; Magnoliopsida; Caryophyllales; Amaranthaceae
Product: ATP-dependent DNA helicase PIF6-like
Exons: 1
Coding region: 1-510 (169 amino acids)
Source: RefSeq, a predicted model, not a curated record